Molecule: messenger RNA, 381 nt
Organism: Trichobilharzia regenti
Lineage: Eukaryota; Metazoa; Platyhelminthes; Trematoda; Strigeidida; Schistosomatidae
Source: the annotation of a GenBank genome assembly
AUGGUCCAGAUUUCAGAAAUUGAAGCUUAUCUAUCUUCCAAAUCUAGAGCUGAACACUUUAAUUUAUUAUGUAUUAUUGAAUCAAUUGUCGGUGGGCUGAUGCUAGAACAACCUGAUGAACCCAUAAAGUAUAUCAAAAGUCGCUUAGAAGAUACAAAACGCAUCAGCAAAAUUGCAAAAGUACAUAGAGAGUUACACGUUUGGCCACACCAUCCAAUACUAAAUUCGUGUAAAUCUUUCACGAACGAUGAAGAGCAAACAUUUCUAAUGAACCAUUUCCUUCAUCAUAUAAAGAUUUUACAAGGUGGAAACGAAUAUCUUGAAGAUCGUCCAAAAUUGAAUCUAGGGACUUCGAGAUUAAAAAUCCAUUAUUUUCACUGA